AUGAGUUCACGAGCUGCUCAACUCCAUGGCUGGCCGGUGAUCGUGGAUUCCAGCUACUCGUUCCUUUCUCUCGUUGUUUGCUCGGUUGGUGCUGGAGGCCGACGCCUUCUCCGGUUCUCCCUCUGCUGGUGCUGGAGGCUGGCCGCUGGAGACCGCUGGAGCGCCGUCGCAGCCGGCAGCGUCCACGAGCUAGAGCGCAGCCGCAGCGUCCACUCCUUCUGUGCUUACUGUUCGUGUCGUGCAGGAGUUGAAGGCAUUGGCGUGAACUACGGCACGAUCGCCAGCAACCUGCCAUCCCCCGACAAGGUGAUCGCGCUGUGCAAGGCCAAGGGCAUCACCGACGUCCGGCUCUUCCACCCGGACACCGCCGUCCUGGCGGCGCUCCGAGGCUCGGGCCUGGGCGUCGUGCUCGGCACCCUGAACGAGGACCUGGCCCGCCUGGCCUCCGACCCCUCGUUCGCCGCGUCGUGGGUGCAGGCCUACGUGCGGCCCUUCGCCGGCGCCGUCCGCUUCCGCUACGUGGCCGCGGGCAACGAGGUCGUCCCGGGGGACCUCGCCUCGCACGUCCUUCCGGCCAUGCAGAACCUCGAGUCCGCGCUCCGUGCCGCUGGGCUCGGCGGCGUGCGGGUCACCACCGCCGUGUCGACGUCCGUGCUGGGAACCUCGUACCCGCCGUCGCAGGGCGCCUUCUCCGACGCGGCGCUGCCGUCCAUGGGGCCCAUCGCGUCGUUCCUGGCGCCCAGGUCCACGCCGCUGCUCGUCAACGUGUACCCUUACUUCGCCUACUCGGCCGACCCGGCGUCGGUGUCGCUGGACUACGCGCUGCUGCGGUCCGACUCGGGCGGCGGGGCCGUCGUCGUGGCGGACGGCGGGGCGUCGUACGGCAACAUGUUCGACGCCAUCGUGGACGCCGUGUACGCGGCGCUGGAGAGGGCCGGCGCGCGGGGCCUGGAGCUGGUGGUCUCGGAGACCGGGUGGCCGUCGGGCGGAGGCGGCGCCGGCGCAAGCGUGGGUAACGCGUCGGCGUACGUCAACAACGUGGUGCGCCACGUCGGGAGCGGCCGCGGCACGCCGCGGCGGCCCGGGAAGCCCGUGGAGGCGUUCAUCUUCGCCAUGUUCAAUGAGAACCAGAAGCCCGAGGGCGUGGAGCAGCACUUCGGCAUGUUCCAGCCGGACAUGACCGAGGUGUACCACGUCGACUUCACGGCAGCAUCUUCCUCGUAGACGAAACAACGUACGUACUGCGCUGCACGGAUUAAGGACACACAAGUUGGCAUUUUUUUUUGUAAAAAAAAGUUUUUAAUGGUCUCGUAUCGACGUCGAUCUGCAUUAUUGUGCACGAACUAUUAGGAUUUGGGAGAUUAUUACUCGCAUCUAGUAACCAGUAGGGUUUAUCGAAAGGUUGGGUCGGCGAUUGUUGGUGACAUUAUUUGCACAAAUGAGUGCAUCUUAAAGCAUCAACCAACGUCACGUUACUAUACAAUGCAAUACUGCAUAUAUUAUCAAUAUAUAUAG
Molecule: messenger RNA, 1515 nt
Organism: Zea mays
Lineage: Eukaryota; Viridiplantae; Streptophyta; Magnoliopsida; Poales; Poaceae
Product: putative glucan endo-1,3-beta-glucosidase GVI
Exons: 2
Coding region: 1-1224 (407 amino acids)
Biological process (GO): carbohydrate metabolic process
Molecular function (GO): hydrolase activity, hydrolyzing O-glycosyl compounds
Source: RefSeq, a predicted model, not a curated record